Messenger RNA from Penicillium brevicompactum, 3351 nucleotides. RefSeq names its product mismatch repair protein MSH3 (gene msh3). The transcript has 4 exons. Gene Ontology annotation, molecular function: ATP binding; mismatched DNA binding; ATP-dependent DNA damage sensor activity. Bases 1 to 3351 code for a protein of 1116 amino acids. Gene Ontology annotation, biological process: mitotic recombination; mismatch repair. Gene Ontology annotation, cellular component: nucleus. The record is from RefSeq and is a predicted model, not a curated record. NCBI's taxonomy places the organism in Eukaryota, Fungi, Ascomycota, Eurotiomycetes, Eurotiales, Aspergillaceae.
AUGGCGCCCCAUUCGUCGCAAUCAUCCGCCCCUUCGCCAUCUCUCAAGCGAAAGCAAGCAAGCAUAUCCAGCUUUUUCACCCAGAAGCCUGCAUCCACUACACCCAAAGAUUCCGAAGCCGCUCCGGCCCCAGUCCCGAAAAAGCAACAAGCGUCAACAACCGGGAAGACCAGCGAGUCGAAGGAGAACACCAGCCCAGCUGGACACAAUGAUAACAAUGAAGAUGAUGAGGACAUUGUGGCUCCAGCGCCAAAACGCGCCAAGACAGUGACGGAUAUAGAGGCCGAAGAACCAAUUCGUGUUGCGACUAGCAUUCACGUUGAAGGAGCCUCCCAGACGAGCAGCCAACGUACCGACAUUUUCAAGUUCCAGAGUUCCCCUGCAAAUGCUACAGGCCCCGCAGAUGCUGAAGACCCCGAGCAAGAAACUCGGAGGAAGGAAAAGGAGAAGCUACACAAGCAGUUCGUUCAAAAGCUCGGUGGUCACGAUUGCCAAGUUGGGAUCGGGAGGAACGCUGUGAACGAUACCGCCAAUGCUGAGGCCGAAGCUGCAGAGGCCGAGGAGGAUGAUGAGCCUCCGCCUCCGCCCCCGACCAAGGGCAAGGGUGCUAAGAAAACCGCAAGCAAGCUCACACCCAUGGAGAAGCAAGUGAUUGAGAUCAAGCGUCAGCAUAUGAGCACAGUGCUAGUGAUUGAGGUUGGAUACAAGUUCCGAUUCUUCGGAGAGGAUGCGCGCAUAGCAGCCAAGGAACUAGGCAUUGUGUGCAUUCCUGGCAAGUUUAGAUUCGACGAACAUCCCUCGGAAGCACAUUUGAGUCGAUUUGCCUCCGCCAGCAUUCCAGUGCACCGGUUACAUGUACAUGUGAAGCGACUCGUCACAGCCGGCCACAAAGUCGGCGUGGUGCGCCAGAUUGAAACUGCUGCUCUGAAAGCUGCAGGAGAUAACCGCAAUGCGCCUUUUGUUCGCAAAUUGACCAAUCUCUACACCAAAGGAACCUACAUUGAUGAUACUGAGGGCCUGGAGGGCCCCUGCCCCAGCAGCCGGAGGGACUUCGCCGGCUACCGGGGCCACGGCAAUGACGAGCGGGUCAAUGUUGGAAUUGUUGCUGUACAGCCAGCCACGGGUGACGUUAUCUACGAUGAGUUUGAGGACGGCUUUAUGCGAAGCGAGAUCGAGACACGACUAUUGCAUAUCGCGCCUUGCGAGAUAUUGAUUGUCGGAGAGAUGUCUCGAGCAAGUGAAAAGCUUGUACAGCACUUGUCUGGCAGCAAAAUGAAUGUCUUUGGAGACGCCGUGCGCCUCGAGCGGGCACAGAAACAGAAAACCUCCGCAGCAGAAGCACACAGCCAUGUAUCAAGCUUCUAUGCCGGGAAGAUGAAGACAACAAGCAACACAGAAGAUGCCCAAGCAGCUCAACUGCUCCAGAAUGUUCUUGGUCUCCCCGAACAAGUCACCAUAUGUCUCUCUGCCAUGAUCGAACAUAUGACUGAGUAUGGAUUGGAACAUGUCUUUGACCUCACCAAGUACUUCCAGCCUUUCUCGGCUCGCUCGCAUAUGAUGUUGAACGGUAACACACUUGUCAGUCUGGAGAUCUACCAGAAUCAAACAGACCACUCAGCAAAGGGUAGCUUGUUUUGGACUUUGGAUCGGACACAUACUCGAUUCGGACAGCGUAUGUUGCGACAGUGGGUUGGACGACCUUUGCUAGACAAGGUGCGCCUUGAAGAGCGAACCAACGCCGUAGAAGAGCUGAUCGACCCUGCUCGAGCGGGCUUUGUGGAAAGAAUACAAGGCCUACUGGGUAAAGUCAAGAGCGAUCUGGAAAAGAAUUUGAUUCGCAUCUAUUACGGAAAGUGCACACGUCCUGAACUUCUUACUGUUCUGCAAGCCAUGCAGAUGAUUGCAAUGGAAUUUUCCGACAUUAAAUCACCGGCCCAGACUGGCUUUGAGUCAUCUCUAGUCAGCGAAUCUAUCGCCUCUCUACCAACUAUUCGAAAGGAUGUUGUCAGAUUCCUUGAUAAGAUCAACAUGCAUGCUGCCCGCACUAACGACAAGUACACAUUUUUCCGCGAGGCAGAAGAAACAGAAGAGAUAGGCGAAAACAAAUUACAGAUCGGAAGCAUUGAGCACAGCCUGUCUGAGCACCUCAAAGAGGCGGCUUCUACCAUCGGAAGAGGAAAGAUUGAGUACUCCACUGUCUCUGGUAUCGAGUAUCUGAUCGAGAUUGAGAACAACUCACCGGCAUUGAAACGCGUGCCAGCAUCGUGGAUCAAAGUCAGUGGUACAAAAAGAGUGUCGCGUUUCCACACUCCUCAAGUUAUUCAAUUUGUUCGCGAGCGCGACCAGCACAAGGAAGCACUGGCAGCGGCUUGUGACCAAGCAUUCAUGGCUCUUUUGGCCGAUAUUGCAGCACAGUAUCAAACUUUCCGAGAUUGCGUACAAUCGCUGGCAACGCUUGAUUGUCUCUUGUCUCUCGCAGAGAUAGCCCAGCAACCCGGCUAUGUCAAGCCCGUUUUCACAGAAGAAGCAGGCCUACAUAUAGAGCAAGGCCGCCAUCCCAUGGUGGAACAACUGUUAACCGACGCAUAUGUUCCCAACGACACCAAGCUUCAACACGAUGAGACACGAGCCCUCCUUGUUACAGGCCCAAACAUGGGCGGCAAGUCUAGUUAUGUUCGACAAGUGGCACUGAUUGCAAUCAUGGGCCAAAUCGGCUCCUAUGUACCCGCAGAAUCGGCUCGGCUAGGUCUUCUCGAUGCGGUCUUCACGCGCAUGGGUGCCUUUGACAACAUGCUCGCCGGCGAAUCCACAUUCAUGGUUGAGCUCUCUGAAACAGCUGAUAUCCUCAAGCAAGCGACGCCCCGGUCGUUGGUCAUUCUGGACGAACUGGGUCGCGGAACCUCAACGCAUGAUGGCGUUGCUAUCGCACAGGCAGUGCUUGACUAUAUGGUCCGAUCUAUUGGAUCCCUCACUCUCUUUAUCACUCAUUACCAGCACCUCUCUCGAAUGGUGCAUUCAUUCCCGGACAAUGCUCUCCGAAACGUCCAUAUGCGUUUCACAGAGACGGGCAACAAGGACAAAGAUGGAGAGGAGGAAAUUGCCUUCCUCUACGAGGUCACCGAAGGAGUCGCACAUCGCAGUUACGGACUGAAUGUUGCACGCUUGGCGAACUUGCCUUCGGCUGUUAUUGACGUUGCUCGGCAGAAGAGUGCUGAGCUGGAAGAAUCCAUUCGCCGGAAACGCUUGGCUGGCCUUGUUGGUGCUGUCGGACGUGUCCUUGACGAGAGUUCUGGGCAGUCACCUGGAACUGAGCUUUUUGAUAGACUUGUGGCCAGCGCUGAGCAGCUUUAA